Molecule: messenger RNA, 4858 nt
Organism: Amphiprion ocellaris (clown anemonefish)
Lineage: Eukaryota; Metazoa; Chordata; Actinopteri; Pomacentridae
Product: oxysterol-binding protein 2-like
Exons: 14
Coding region: 376-2601 (741 amino acids)
Cellular component (GO): intracellular membrane-bounded organelle; cytosol; membrane
Molecular function (GO): cholesterol binding
Source: RefSeq, a predicted model, not a curated record
GGACGUCAUCAUGAUCUCCCCUCUCUCACAUCCACAGGCUUUAUCAUUACAACGCAGUUAAAGUGCAGCCUCUGUACAGUCACUUAGAAUAACAAUAAUGUGCUCCGUUAUUUCGUCCUAGCUUACAACAGCAGCGUUUGGUGUUUUAGUGACAGUUGUUCCAGUGGUUGAAGGGGGACACGGCUUCACCUCCCAGCUGCAUGCUAACAGUAGCCGUGUCGGAGGGUACAGUCAGUGCGCUACAGUGAGCAUUCCGCCGCUGCUAGCUAAACUGUGCAGCUGUUGACAGGCGGCGGCGACUCCGCGCCGACUGCGCCGCUUCCUCCGUCCAAACCCGCCGGUCUAAACAUCCAAGAAGACGGGGGGGGGGGGGAGAUGAACGAGCUGGUGAAGAGUUUGCCUUCCCCGACUCUCCCCGGGCUGCACCUCCCGUGUCUGGACACCUACAAGGGCUGGCUCUUUAAAUGGACCAACUACCUGAAGGGCUACCAGCGGCGGUGGUUCGUCCUCAGUAACGGCCUGCUGUCCUACUACAGGACUCAGGCAGAGAUGGCACACACAUGCCGGGGUACCAUUCCCUUGGCAACAGCCCACAUCGAGGUGGGCGACACCUGCCACUUGGUGUUAACCAGUGGAGGUCGUAGCUAUCACCUGAAGGCCACCUCCGAGGGAGAGUGUCAGAGAUGGGUGUCAGCCCUGCAGCAGGCCAAAGCCAACGCCACGCUCCUGAUACAUCACUCAGAUGACUCCGGAGAUGAAGCCCCUGUACCUCAGGAGGACCGUGCCCUAACCCAAGGGGUGCUCAAGACUCUGGCCAGUAAGCUGGAUGAUCUGAGCACCUGUAAUGAGCUGAUAGGAAAGCACGGUGCCGCCCUCCAGCGCUCCCUCAGUGAACUCGAGGAUCUGCGUGGUUCCACUGACAGCACAGACAAAGUGAAAACUGUUAAUGAGCGAGCCACCCUCUUCCGCAUCACCUCCAAUGCUAUGAUCAAUGCUUGUCGUGACUUUCUGGAUGUGGCAGAAUCUCACAGUCGGAGGUGGCAAAAGGCCCUGCAGCAUGAGAGAGAACAGCGUCACCACCUGGAGGAGACCAUCGAACAGUUAGCCAAACAGCACAACAGCUUAGAGAGAGCCUGGAGGGAGAAUCCCUCCUCAUACACAGAUGUGGAGCAUUCUCAGGAGGGGGAUGCGAGCGAUGAGAAUGACGAGGCAGAGUUCUUUGAUGCCAUGGAGGAGUCCCCUGCGUUCAUAACUGUGACUACUGGUGAUAUACAGCACAAGCGCUCAGGAAGUAAUCAGAGUAUGAUGAGUGGAGGAGUGCCCAAUGACUGGACUCACAACGAGAAUGACACCUCAACCACAAACCACAUGCAGCUACGAAGAACAAGGCGCAGUCGUAUCCCCGACAAACCAAAUUACUCUCUAAACCUGUGGAGCAUCAUGAAAAACUGCAUCGGCAAAGACCUGUCCAAGAUACCCAUGCCUGUAAACUUCAAUGAGCCGUUGUCAAUGCUGCAGCGUCUGACUGAGGAUCUGGAGUACAGUGAGCUUCUGGACCGGGCAGCUCGCUGCGACUCGUCGCUGGAGCAGCUGUGCCUGGUGGCUGCCUUCUCUGUCUCCUCCUACUCCACCACAGUCCAUCGUACAGCCAAACCCUUCAACCCUCUGCUGGGGGAGACUUACGAGCUGGACAGACUGGAGGAGUAUGGUUAUCGCUCCAUUUGUGAGCAGGUCAGUCAUCAUCCACCAGCUGCUGCCCACCACGUGACAUCACAGCGAGGAUGGACCCUGUGGCAGCAUAUUACUAUCGAUAGCAAGUUUCGUGGGAAAUAUAUUUCCGUCGUGCCAUUAGGAAACAUUCACCUGCAGUUUCACUCGAGUGGGAACCACUAUGUGUGGAGCAAAGUGACGUCAACUGUGCACAACAUUAUUGUUGGGAAGCUCUGGAUUGAUCAGUCUGGGGACAUUGACAUCGUAAACACCACCACCAAAGACACCUGCCGUCUCAAAUUCUCCCCCUACAGUUACUUCUCCAGAGAAGUCCCACGUAAAGUGACAGGAGUGGUGGAGGACAGAGAGAGCACAGCCCAUUACAUCCUGUCAGGGACCUGGGAUGACAAGAUGGAAAGUUCUAAAAUAGUGGAUAGCAGCCAAGGCUGCGGAGGCUCUGAAGGCAAACAAAAGACAGUUUAUCAAACUCUGCAACCCAAACUUUUGUGGAAGAAAUAUCCUCUGCCAGAUAAUGCAGAGAACAUGCACUUUUUCUCCUCGCUGGCUCUGACCCUGAAUGAGCCUGAAGAGGGUGUUGCUCCCACUGACAGUCGUCUGCGUCCGGACCAGCGGCUGAUGGAGGCAGGUCUGUGGGAUGAAGCCAACGGCCAGAAGCAGCGUUUAGAGGAACGUCAGAGACUGGAGAGGAAGAGAAGGGAGGCACAAGCUAAUCAGGCCCUGGAGGAGGGGCAAGACAUUGAGGGCUACAAUCCACUGUGGUUUGAGAAGAGGACAGAUGACAGAACAGGAGAAAGCACCUACACCUACAGAGGCGGCUACUGGGAGGCCAAAGACAGACAGGACUGGAGCCAGUGUCCUGACAUCUUCUAGGACAAAGUUUGUCUCACACUUUGGUGUCGGACAGGCUACAUGGUUUCUUGUGACGUAAAAAUUCCUGGGACUUAUGGACAGUUGUUUGUGUGAGUUUGGGCGUGUGUGGGUGAGUGAGGCACCUAUUCAUUCCUAGAAUUUCAAGCACAAAAACCCCUGCUUUCACUUUAUAAAUUACCUGUUUCUGCUCUGUGUUUCCAGAAUGCAUGGCCUCAGUUUCUGUGUACGCUUCACCACUACAGACAACUAAUUUAUGGAAGUAUAGUGUGUAGAGUUCUUGUGUGCCUGCGUAUAUGUGUGUGUGACUGGGGAACAGAUUUCUUCACGGAAACACUCUUCUCUGAGUGUGUACGGAAUGACUUGGGGGCAAGGAGUGCUGUGGAUGUUUUGGUGCGAGCACUGAAUGUCUUGUUUUCCUCCAAACCGGAACAAGUUGUUCCUUGUUGGGCUCUGGCAGAGACACCAGGCUUUUAAAAGCCUUUUUCUGUGCUAACAGGCUUUCUCUGCAGAACAUUUAUUGAUCCUCCCCUCAAUAAUCUUGGGUAUUUUUUAUUACUCUGUUUCUUAAAAUUGCACAGACUGUAUCUUGAAGGAUUUAAAGUUAACACCUGCCUGGGCUCUAAAGAACAACGACUAAACCACGAAUACCAAAGUAGAUGUCAAUCUCUUUGGAUGGAUGGAACUGACUGGGGAACACCAGGAUGUUUUACAGGUAACCGCUGCUUCUCCAGUGAUCUUGAAGUCACGUUUCAUGUUCUAUUAAAGGUGCACUCCCCUAGUUUUACAUGUUUAAAUUAGUAGAAACAGAAAGCACUACACACCCCAUGAAAGCACUUAUAUGUCUCCACUGGCCUGGAGCUUUAUUGAGUUACUAAAGGAACAGUUUUGCCAGGCUGAGUCUAGCGUUUUUGGAGCUUGACACAUACCAGGGUCUAAAAUUCAGGAUAUUGCUGCUUCUGCUGCAUGCGUUUUAACAAUUCUUUUUAAAAUUUGUCUCUGGCGAAUCUACCCUCUAACAAUACUGAACAACAUCUUUUAUGAAGCUGCCAGACUUUGUAAAAGUGCAAUAGGCCUUGAAGUACUUGAAGGCAUUCAUCUUCAAAUAUCGUAACACUCAACCAUGAGAGUUCCACUAAAGUAUAAAUCUGCUCAGCCUGGGCUUUUCCUCAGCAAGGGAUUAUAUUGGUGCUUGAUGGUAAUUUUAGCCUUAAUUGUGUAAUUGAGUUGUAAGUCCCUAGUAACUACUACACUGACAUGAAAAGAUUUUGUACAGAUUAUAGCAAUCUGGCAGGCUAUUUUUUUCUCUUGAGGAAACUUACAUGUAUACUUGGGGGUGUUUUUUUGUAAUAUCAAGGUUUAUCCACUUGGUAAGUAGCAACAAACACGUCCCCCCCUGUUUAACACUGUUAGCAAUGCAGAGCUCUAUUAGGGAUUUCUAUCUUUAAAACCUGUGUUACUUUAUUUGCAUAUGUCAGCAAUAACACAAGCUAUGGUUCAUGGUCAGAGAGGUGUUUGAUGCAGCCCAAAUAUGAUCUUAUCGUAACAGUAUUCCAUUAAAUGAUUGAUAGCUGUGUGAAAAAUUGGAUUUAUAUAUAUCAAUGAAGGGCCAGAACACAAUUAAGGGAAGGCUUAACAAUAUAUUUUGUGUGCAAACAGGCACUGAUGUACAUUAGUAGUAAAUACAUACACUCUAUAACCAAUAAUUACCUGUUUAUUUAUAGCUUACUGUGUAUUAAAACAGGGCAUGAUGCACAUGUUUGACUACCGAUUGGUUUCGGCCUGUAUAUAGCAAGAAUAUAGUAGAAAUAGAACCACCUCAUUUAUAAACUCUGUAAGGAAAUAUUGUUUCACAUUACUUGAAUAAUCAUCUUCUGGUCACUACUUAAUAAUCUCUAUUUGUGUAUACAUGAUUGAAAAUGGAGUGAAGAUUGUAUACCAGUAAAUGAGACGUUGGGGAGAUGAAAUAAUGAAUCUAAGUUUAUAAGAAACCAUACAGAAUAUUUGUGAUGCGAAUAAGAUGUUGUUCAAAAAAGCACAAUAUUGUGUUCACGUAACAAUACAUAACUCAAAGGUUUCCAUGACAACAUAUAGCUAUGCAUGGUUUUAGAGUGCUCGUGCACUUCUGUAGUGAGAAGCCUCUUCACCUAGCUAACUGUUUGUGGAUUCUUACUGAAACAUGAUGUGAAUUCACCUUUUGUGCCCAAUUACCUCAGAAAUUUUUAAUUUUUGAGCUCAAAUAAAAACAUUAAAGCUGCCA